CAAUGGGGCACGUGGGCUGGGGGGGGCGGGCUCCGGGCCUGGCAUCCCGGUAGCUGCCGCUGGCUUUUCCGGCACCCGCGCCCCUUCGACCCGUAGCGGACCCCCUCCGGCUCUCGGGGAUCGCCCCCGGGCGGCUGCGUCCUCCGGGUGGGCCUCAUAACCCACUGGUGGCUUCUGCCUGCUCUCUGCCAUGGCCAGUGAGAACUCUCCUCUGCUGGCCUACCGGCUCCUGGGGGAUGAGGGGGUUGCCUUCUCUGCCAAUGGGGCCGGGGGUCCUGGAGGGGCAUCUGCCCGGAAGCUCUCCACUUUCCUGGGUGUGGUGGUGCCCACGGUCCUGUCCAUGUUCAGUAUAGUUGUCUUUUUGAGGAUUGGGUUCGUGGUGGGCCAUGCUGGGCUGCUACAGGCUUUGGCCAUGCUCCUGGUCGCCUACUUCAUCCUGGCGCUCACCGUCCUCUCUGUCUGUGCCAUCGCCACCAACGGAGCUGUACGGGGGGGUGGCGCCUACUUUAUGAUCAGCCGGACGCUGGGGCCUGAGGUUGGGGGCAGCAUUGGCCUCAUGUUCUACCUGGCUAACGUCUGUGGCUGUGCCGUCUCCCUCCUGGGGCUGGUGGAGGCCGUGCUCGAUGUCUUCGGGGCCGACUCCACGCGGUCCAGUGGGCUUCAGGUCCUGCCCCAGGGCUAUGGCUGGAGCCUGCUCUACGGCUCCCUGCUGCUGGGCCUUGUGGGUGGGGUCUGCACACUGGGUGCUGGCCUCUAUGCCCGCGCCUCCUUCCUCACAUUCCUGCUGGUCUCUGGAUCCCUGGCCUCGGUGCUGGUCAGCUUUGUGGCUGUGGGGCCCAGGAGCAUCACCUUGGCCCCUCGGCCCGGCCCCAAUGGCUCCUCCCUGCCGCCCCAGGUCGGCCACUUCACUGGCUUCAACAGCAGCACCCUGAAGGCCAACUUGGGUGCUGGCUAUGCCAAGGACUACACCACGGGGGCCAUGAUGACCUUUGCCAGCGUCUUUGCCGUCCUUUUUAACGGCUGCACGGGCAUCAUGGCGGGGGCCAACAUGUCAGGGGAGCUGAAGGACCCCAGCCGGGCCAUUCCUCUGGGCACCAUUGUCGCGGUCACCUACACCUUCUUCAUCUACACCCUGCUUUUCUUCCUCUCCAGCUUCACCUGUGACAGGACCCUGCUGCAGGAGGACUACGGGUUCUUUCGUGCCAUCAGCCUGUGGCCCCCACUGGUGCUGAUUGGUAUCUACGCCACGGCGCUCUCAGCCUCCAUGAGCUCACUCAUCGGGGCCUCCCGCAUCCUCCACGCUCUGGCUCAGGAUGACCUCUUUGGAAUGAUCUUGGCGCCGGCCAAGGUUGUGUCCCGAACAGGGAACCCCUGGGGAGCUGUGCUCUAUUCUUGGGGCCUAGUGCAGCUGGUGCUCUUGGCUGGGAAGCUGAAUACAUUGGCCGCUGUGGUCACUGUCUUCUACUUGGUGGCCUAUGCUGCGGUGGACCUGUCCUGCCUGAGCCUGGAGUGGGCCUCGGCCCCCAACUUCCGCCCCACCUUCAGCCUGUUCUCCUGGCAUACCUGCUUGCUGGGGGUGGCCUCCUGCCUGCUCAUGAUGUUCCUCAUCAGCCCCGGGGCCGCCGGCGGCUCCCUGCUUCUCAUGGGCCUGCUUUCUGCCCUGCUCACGGCUCGAGGAGGCCCCAGCAGCUGGGGCUACGUCAGCCAGGCCUUGCUUUUCCAUCAGGUGCGAAAGUACCUGCUCCGGCUGGAUGUCCGGAAGGAUCACGUGAAGUUCUGGCGGCCCCAGCUGCUGCUCCUGGUGGGGAACCCCCGGGGAGCCCUGCCUCUGCUGCGGCUGGCCAACCAGCUCAAGAAGGGGGGCCUCUAUGUACUGGGCCACGUCACCCUGGGAGACCUUGACUGCCUGCCCUCUGACCCUGUGCAGCCCCAGUAUGGGGCAUGGCUGAGCCUGGUGGACAGAGCCCAAGUGAAGGCCUUUGUGGACCUUACCCUCUCGCCCUCUGUGCGCCAGGGAGCUCAGCAUCUGCUGCGGAUCUCUGGCCUUGGUGAGCUACUCCUCCCUGGGUCCCCUCAGCCCCCUCUGUGGCCCCUUUCAAUCUCUGCUACUGUCCCCCAGAAAGUAAACCACAAACUGCAAACUCCGAAAGGAACUCAGGGUCCAGUUCAGAUAAGAUGCAGUGCUCAGGUUCAAAGAUAACAGAUGGUGGGAAAGUCCUGAGGAGAUGUUUAAGGACUGGAGAUGGGUGCCACUGACGCUGUUUUUUUUUUUCCUGACCCCAAAACUAGGGCACAGGUUCUGAAGACCAUGUUGUGUGUCUGGGGACAAUGGGAGAAUUAUUUGAGGCUGGGGGGCUGCUCCAUCAAAUCUAGGGCAGAUGGUUUCCAGCCAUCCAACUUCAAGACCACUAUGCACUGAUGUGGCCGGUGACACGAUGGUAUCUCAGCUGGGGCUUGGAAGGGGCAGAGAAGGAAGGGGUGGUGUGACAUUGGCCUCCAGAGACCGCAGAGGAUGCAGAGGGUGUGUGGGGCUGAUGCUUUCUGAGCGAGUGUUUGAUUCCCUGCUUUGUUACCCUGCCUUAGUGCCGCGGCCUCCAGCCUUGCACCCCGGCUUCCUGCAAACCCAUCCUGAGCUUCCACCUUCUUUCUCAAUCCCAGGCGGGUGUCAGCCCCCUCCCUGAGUGCAUACUCCCUUCUCCACUUAGCUCUGGCUAAGGUUCAAGUGUUGGACAAUAUCCUGUUCGGUGUAAAUCAGAACUCUGGACGAUGCUCAGGAAGGGGUGACUAGUUUCAUUUGCAAGAUCGGCUGGAGUUCACGGCCGCACAGGUGUUUUGGGCUGUUGGAGAGCCUGGUGUCUCCUCAGCCCCACCCUCUGUGGGGGAAACCGUGCCGGGAGACCACUAUUUUCUGCCACAUUUGUCCUGGGAAAACUGAUUCAAAUGAAGGGAAAGGAUUUCCUCUAAAUAGUAAGUCCUCCUGGAGUGUAGAACUUGAUUUACUGGUGGAUUUUGAGCAACCCGUCUGUUUCAGGAGAAAUAAGCCUUAGACACGAUCUCAGAGUCUUUCUGUAAAUUCAGCCCUGUUAAAGUGGGCGUUGGCGGGGGGGCUAUCCAAUUUCACAUUGUUCAAAAAUUUAAAAACCAGGAACUGUCAGCAGGGACCUGGGGCAUUGUGUUUGCUACACACAACGCGCGCACACACAGGGGUCAGAGGCUCAGAGAAUAGGCUCUGGUGCUGGGUGCCUUGUGUUUACCUGCGGACCCCAGUAUCUUCUGACCGUGAGCCUUGGGGCAAGUGACUUCAUUGCUCUGUGCCUCAGGUUGCUUAUCUGUGAAAGGGAUGAGUAAAGAGUCCCUACCUCAUCGUGUUGUUCCAAGAAUCAGAUGAGUUAAAACACAAAGUGUUUUCAAUAGGACCUCGCCCUUGGUUAGUAUGUGCAGAUGGUAGCUGUUUCUUCCCCGGGGACCAGGCUUUGGAGGCCCUGCAGUGGUAGGAACAGAUCAGGCCCGUUCUCAUCCUCCCUCAGCAGAGGCUGGAGUGCUCUUUCCCUGGGGAUUGAGGCCAUGAGCUUGACUGUUGUCUACUCAGGGGGUCUGGUCUGCCAGUGGAGUCAGACCCUCAUCUCCAUCAUGAAAAAGGUGUGCAGCUAGGAGCUUGGAGCAGAGGCAUCCUACUGCCGUGGACCGGAAGUGCUCGUUAGUUAAGAAGAAUUGCUCCUGAGGCGAACUUUCGCCUUGUAUUUAAGUGGGGGGAGAUUAGUCAUGCAGAUGCAACAAAUAAAUGCAUGCAAAAGCAUUUGGGCAAACUAAAAGUCAUUACGCAAACAUGCGAAACGUUGUUGCUGGGAGAGCCCAAGCAUGGUGCGAAGGCCAUACCUGAUGGCUGACGUGUGUCGCUGUCAGCGUGUCCGAGUGGGUGCAUAUUAGCGUGGGGUAAACUUGGCCUGUAAGUCUGAUUCCUGUCGGUUCCUUCCCACCUCCCCCUCUCUGCCCCCAGGUGGCAUGAAGCCCAACACGUUGGUCCUGGGUUUCUACGAUGAUUCUGCACCCCAGGACCACUUCCUGACAGACCCGGCUUUCUCCGAGGCUGCUGAUGGCAUCCAGGAGGGUGGGUCCCCAGCCCUGAGCUCCCUGUUUCCUC
Messenger RNA from Mirounga angustirostris (Northern elephant seal), 4141 nucleotides. RefSeq names its product solute carrier family 12 member 9 (gene SLC12A9). The coding region runs from base 191 to 2200 and encodes 669 amino acids. Gene Ontology annotation, molecular function: potassium:chloride symporter activity. Gene Ontology annotation, biological process: potassium ion homeostasis; chloride ion homeostasis; chloride transmembrane transport. Gene Ontology annotation, cellular component: membrane. The record is from RefSeq and is a predicted model, not a curated record. Lineage: Eukaryota; Metazoa; Chordata; Mammalia; Carnivora; Phocidae. The transcript has 13 exons.